Plasmodium adleri (nom. inval.) is the source of this 2232-nucleotide messenger RNA. RefSeq names its product conserved Plasmodium protein, unknown function. NCBI's taxonomy places the organism in Eukaryota, Apicomplexa, Aconoidasida, Haemosporida, Plasmodiidae. The record is from RefSeq and is a predicted model, not a curated record. The transcript has 4 exons. The coding region runs from base 1 to 2232 and encodes 743 amino acids.
AUGUAUUGUAGACAUGUAGAGGAACAUGUAAGUGAUAGAUAUGAAGAGGAACAUUUUAGUGAAGGACAUGUAGAGGAACAUGUAAGUGAUAGAUAUGAAGAGGAACAUUUUAGUGAAGGACAUGUAGAUGAAAUUUUAGUGAAGGACAUUGAAGGACAUGUAGAUGAACAUGUAAGUGAAGGACAUGUAGAGGAACAUGUAAGUGAUAGAUAUGAAGAACCUGUAAGUGAUGAACAUGUAGAGGGACCUAUAAGUGAAGGAUAUGUAGAUGAACAUGUAAGUGAUAGAUAUGAAGAACCAGUAAGUGAUGAACAUGUAGAGGGACCUGUAAUUGAAGGACAUGUCGAUGAACAUGUAAGUGAUAGAUAUGAAGAACCAGUAAGUGAUGAACAUGUAGAGGGACCUGUAAGUGAAGGACAUGUAGAGGGACCUGUAAGUGAAGGACAUGUAGAGGAACAGGUAAAGGAACAUGUAAGUGAUAGAUAUGAAGAACCAAUAAGUGAUGAACAUAUGGAGGGACCUGUAAGUGAAGGACAUGUCUAUGAACAUGUAAGUGAUAGAUAUGAAGAACCUGUAAGUGAUGAACAUGUAGAGGGACCUGUAGAGGAACAGGUAAGUGAUAGAUAUGAAGAAGAACCUGUAAGUGAUAGAUAUGAAGAAGAACAUGUAAGUGAUAGAUAUGAAGAAGAUCAAGCUAGUUAUCAAUAUGAUAAAGAUCAUGUAAGUGAUAGAGAUGAAAUUAAACAAGAUGAUAAUUAUAUAAGUGACAGAGAGGAAAUUAAACAAGAUGAUAGUUUUGUAGGAGACAAAGAACAAAUUUUUGAAGAUGAUAACUAUGUAAGUGAGAGAGAGGAAAUUAAAGAAGAUAAUUAUGUAAGUGACAGAGAGGUAAUUAAAGAAGAUGAUAAUUAUGUAAGUGACAGAGAGGAAAUUAAAGAUGAUAAUUAUAUAAGUGACAGAGAGGAAAUUAAAGAUGAUAAUUAUAUAAGUGACAGAGAACAAGUUAUUCAGGAUGAUAAUUAUAUAAGUGACAGAGAACAAGUUAUUCAGGAUGAUAAUUAUAUAAGUGAUAGAGAACAAGUUAUUCAGGAUGAUAAUUAUAUAAGUGAUAGGGAACAAGUUAUUCAGGAUGAUAAUUAUAUAAGUGACAGAGAACAAGUUAUUCAGGAUGAUAAUUAUAUAAGUGAUAGGGAACAAGUUAUUCAGGAUGAUAAUUAUAUAAGUGAUAGGGAACAAGUUAUUCAGGAUGAUAAUUAUAUAAGUGACAGAGAAUCAGAUAAAGAAAAUAAUAAUUAUGUUUAUGAAAAUGAUGAAAUAAUAAAAGAUGACAAAAGUAUAAACGAAAAAGACUCAAUUAUUCAUUAUGAUGAAGAAGGAAUAAUUAAAAAUAAAGAGAUUACUGAAUAUAUAAAAGAUGAAAAUAGUGAUAUACAAAUAUCAGAAAAUGAUAUAAUAGAUAAUAAUGAAAAUGAAAUGAUAGAUAAUAAUGAAAAUGAAAUGAUAAAUAAUAAUAGUAAAGUAGAAAAUAAUACAAGCAUGACAGAAUAUGAGGAUGUUAUAGAUAUGGAUUACAAAUCCCCAGAAAAUUUAUUUAUGUUUGAUCAAGAAUAUAAUAUUAAUGAAGCUCAUAAGGAAGAAAUUAAUAAUAAUGAUAAUAAUAAUGAAAAUGAUAAGAGUGAGUCUGGAAUGGUUGAACAAGAUGUUAGUAAUGAAGAAUAUAGAGAAGAUGAUGAAAAGAAUACAGAUGAAAUAAAAGAAGAUGAUAAAAACAGUAUAGAUGAAGUAAGAGAAGAUGAUGAAAACAAUAUAGAUGAAGUAAGAGAAGAUGAUGAAAACAAUAUAGAUGAAGUAAGAGAAGAUGAUGAAAACUAUACAGAUGAAAUAAAAGAAGAUGAUGAAAACAAUACAGAUGAAAUAAAAGAAGAUGAUGAACAAAAUACAGAUGAAUUAAAUGACAUGAAAGAUGAAAAUAAUGAUGAAGGAGAAGACAAUCAAGAAUUAAAUGAAAAUUUAGAAAGUUCAGAUGUACAAAAAGAUGAUGAAGCUUUGAAUGCUGAGGAUUCACCUGAAGAAGAAAAACGCACAAAUGUUAAAAGAGAAUCUAUUUCUUUUCGUGAUAAAAAGAAUGAAGGUUCAACUGAAAAAAAAAUUGAAACUAAAAAAGGUGGUUUACUUAUGGGUAUUAUGAAAAGAAAAAGAUUUAUGUCAAAAGAUCCAAAAAAGAAGUCAUAA